This is a messenger RNA of Aspergillus fijiensis CBS 313.89, 860 nucleotides long. RefSeq lists its product as uncharacterized. Bases 58 to 522 code for a protein of 154 amino acids. The record is from RefSeq and is a predicted model, not a curated record. Lineage: Eukaryota; Fungi; Ascomycota; Eurotiomycetes; Eurotiales; Aspergillaceae. The transcript has a single exon.
CCCACCCCCUCUUUUUUCUGCUCUUUCUCUCUCGCGCUCUCGCGCUCACAGACUCUCAUGUGGUUAGUGCCACUGCAGAUCCCCUGUAAGGAGUUCCUGCGUGAUCGACAAGAGCAACGUCGCCAUAGUUAUCGCCAUCAACAUCUUUUCUUUGACAAGGCAGCUAGCCACACCUACCCAGCCUGCCAGCAAUACAGCGGCGGGCACAUGGACCACAAAGGUAGAUUGAACAGGACCGUGGCUGUGAACAGUGGGCAGUGGGCAGCGGGCAGCGGGCAGCGCACACUGCCAUCAAGUUUCACAUCUUGUGUCUCAAUUACCCUCCCCACAUUCGCAGUGCCCGUCUUUAUCCAUACAGGACCACAAAGGGCAAGCACUUCCAUCUACACGACACGCCUGUCCAUGACCAAGUGCUUCCAGAAUCUCUUGAGAGAUUGCGCAAUGGCAACUAGAUGCCAUGACCCUCUCUUCCAUCUAAUCUUUUAUCAUACCCAUACUCAUACUUCUCCCUCCCACCCCUAAUCCUCCAACUUAGGGCCCCCCUUCCCCCCUUAUCUAGUACGAGUACGCAUUUUAGUACCCGUAUACUCGGACCGAACACUCCGCCGAGCCCGGUAGACUGACUAACAUUUAUCAUGAAUAAUGAAUAGAUCAUGUUGCCAUUCCUCGGUAGACAGCUUGGAAGUGGAGCAAGGGAGGAACCAGGAAAACCACUUUCCUUCGUCUAACCGAUAAGUUAUCUAGGCAUUCGCAUUAUUGUCACCACUGAAGCGAGCUACCAAAAGCAAUUUGGCGGAGACGAAGAGUUAAAUUAUCGUACGGUCUGUACUCACAUACCUGUAUAAAUUGAUUGAAUGGUA